Messenger RNA from Mercurialis annua (annual mercury), 3189 nucleotides. RefSeq lists its product as uncharacterized. Gene Ontology annotation, biological process: regulation of autophagy. Gene Ontology annotation, cellular component: Mon1-Ccz1 complex; late endosome membrane; lysosomal membrane. The coding region runs from base 562 to 2811 and encodes 749 amino acids. Lineage: Eukaryota; Viridiplantae; Streptophyta; Magnoliopsida; Malpighiales; Euphorbiaceae. The record is from RefSeq and is a predicted model, not a curated record. The transcript is spliced from 15 exons.
CUUCCUCUCGCGAAACAAUAACAACUCAACUGCUCAAACUUUCUUUUGUUUUUCUUGGAAUCCAAACAGACCAUCAAAACUUUGGAAGAAACAAAUUUUUUAAUCCUCCUAAUGCUCGAUUCUCCAGGCAUUAGUUGUAUAGUCUGGUAAGAUAUGAAAGAAAAGAACACUACUUCAACACUCAAGCGCAUUUUAGUGAACUGUACUGCCCAGGCAAAAGAUUAUGGGGGAUGUGUUGCAGCUAAGGUUCCGGAAAUUGAGCGUGAUAUGUGCCUGAAAGAAUUUCUUGCAUUGAAGAACUGCAUGCAGAAUACGCUUCGUGGAAAGGUUUAAGCAUUUAUCUUCAACCUUGAAGGCAGUAACUGAAGCAAACUCUCUUUUCAGAAUCUUAAGAGUGUAGUAAGAAAAAUCCAAUAAACGUUUAGUUUAAAUACAGAAAAGAGAAUCCAACAGUCUUUUUGUAAUGGGAUUGAGCGUAUAAAUCGGGUCUAGGGUCUCUCAUUUUAGCACAUUCUAUAUUUCUGAUUUGGUUUUCAAGUCUGAGAGGCAAAGAAGUCGAGAAUGUCUGUGAAAGCGUCAAGUUCACAGCUAAAUGCUAGCUUUAGUGGGUCUGGUGGACUGUCACAUGUUUUUGUUCAAUAUCCACCUUUAAGAUGUUGUAUUCCAGGAUCAAGGGGUUUAUAUUAUGAUGAUGGGAGCAAGCUGCUGCUUUCCCCAACAUCUAAUCAGGUUUUUUCUUGGAAGACUGCUCCAUUUGAUCCUAAUGUUGCUCCCACAGCUGAUUCAAUAAGUGAAGGGCCUGUUUUAUCUAUUCGAUAUUCUUUAGAUGCAAAGUUCAUUGCAAUCCAACGCUCUAGUCAAGAACUACAAUUUUGGCAUAGAGAAACAGGGGAAACCUUUACUCACAAGUGCAGAUCAGAGUUAGAGAGUAUACUGGGAUUCUUCUGGACUGAUUGUCCCCUCUGUGAUAUUGUGCUUGUAAAAACAAGUGGGCUCGAUUUACUUGCCUAUGGUCAUGAUGCAAAAUCGCUUGGCUUGGUAGAGACGAGGAAACUAAAUGUCAAUUGGUAUGUCUAUACCCAUGAAAGUCGCAUGGUUCUUCUUGCUUCAGGGAUGCAAUGCAAAACAUUCACUGGAUUUCAGCUUUCAUCUGCAGGAAUUGUCCGCUUGCCAAAGUUUGAUAUGGCAAUGGCAAAAUCUGAUGCAAACAGUAAGCCUGUCUUAGCUGCUGAAGAUAUCCAUAUUGUGACUGUCUAUGGGAGGAUAUACUGUUUGCAAAUUGAUAGAGUGGCAAUGUUAAUACACUCACAUAGGUUUUAUCGAGAUGCUGUUAUACAACAGGGUUCUUUGCCAAUUUAUUCAAGCAAAAUAGCUGUGAGUGUUAUUGAUAAUGUCCUGCUCAUUCAUCAAGUGGAUGCAAAGGUUGUUAUCCUAUAUGAUGUAUUUGUUGAUUCGCGAGCACCGGUGUCUGCUCCACUUCCUCUACUGUUUAGGGGUUUCCGUAGGUCCACUACAUCAUCCUCUCGAUCUACUGACAAAGAUAGUGAAAGCACAGAGGCUAACACAAGUGACUAUGAAACAAUCGUUUAUGGAGACGACUGGACAUUUCUAAUUCCCGACCUCAUUUGUGAUGUUGCUAACAAGUUGUUGUGGAAAAUCCAUCUAGAUUUAGAGGCAAUUUCUGCUAGUAGUUCUGAGGUUCCUUCAGUUCUGGAGUUUUUGCAGCGACGGAAAUUGGAAGCUAAUAAGGCUAAGCAGUUAUGCCUGGCAAUAACGCGUACUGUCAUUUUGGAAAGGAGACCAAUGUCCAUGGUUUCAAGGGCAAUAGAUGUACUGGUUACUAAUUACUCUCAUUCAAUCAAAACCGGCAGCUAUUUCAAGGGAAUAAAAGUGGAGAAGACAUUAGCAUCCAGCGGCGCUCGUUUAAAUAGUCCCAGAUCCGAUGCCAAUGUAUCAAGUGUAGUUGACACUCUUGGAAAACCGUUGAAACAGAAAUCUGGUGAUCGGGCUGAGAAUGAAUCACACAGCAGAUCUUCAAAUGUUUCCACUUCCGAUUCCGACAACGAGACAUGCUAUAGAUCACGCAAAAUCAUCACAGACAAGGGAAACAUUUUUGGUGUUGAAAGCAGUAGCACUGAAGUUCAGCCAUCAUCUUCUCAAUCUCAGAAUCAUAGGAGUAGUAGCAACCUAUUAAAUGUUAAUGUGUUGGAGCCGCAGGAUUUACAAGUUUCUUCACCAGCAGUUUCACCUGAUGAAAUGUACAGCUUUGUGUUUGCUCCAGUUGAGGAAGAAUUAGUGGGAGAUCCAUCUUACUUGGUUUCCAUUAUUGUGGAAUUCCUUCGCAGCACAAACUUGGAAAAGAUUAGAGUCCAUCCAAAUCUCUAUGUGUUGACAGUACAACUUCUAGCACGCAAUGAGCAAUAUACGGAGCUUUCAUCACUCAUCAUAAACAAGGUUCUUGAGCCCUCAAAAGAAGUAGCAAUGCAGCUCUUAGAGUCAGGUCGACAGAAUUUUCAAAUCAGAAAGCUGGGUCUGGAUAUGCUGAGACAGCUUUCCUUACAUUACGACUAUGUGGUACAGCUGGUGCAAGAUGGUUACUAUCUUGAAUCAUUGCGCUAUGCAAGAAAGCAUAAGGUCAACACUGUCCAGCCUUCGUUGUUUCUUGAAGCAGCUUCGGCUUCCAGAGACUCACAACUUCUUGCUGCAGUUCUAAGAUUUUUUUCAGACUUUCUUCCCGGGUUUAUGAACACGUCGGAUCACCAUACAUAUUUUCGUAUUCUUAAUGAGAUGAACUCAGCCAUAGCAACAUGACAGUUGGAUAUCUGACUGGCUUUUUUGGGGGAGAGUUGACAUAUAGUAGGAGAGAGAAUAAUCUACGUUUCGAUUUUUAGCCGAAAUGAAGAAUGUUUUUCCUUUGCUUUGGCAGGGAGAACAGUCGAACUGCUCUAUGUAAAAUGCAAAUGAGAUGCCUUGAAAUGGAAAAUGAAAAAAAUAAUUUUUGAAAAAAUAUAUGUUUUAAUAUAAGAUUUUUAAUUUUCAGAAGUCUUUUUGAAAAUAAAAAUAAAAUGCAAAUGUAGGAUUAAUAAUUUUUUUGCAAUGUAGAUUAUAAUUUUAAGAGCAAAUUAUGUUGUAAUUUUAAGAGCAGAUUAUAAUUUUUAUAUAUAUUAUUUCUCAUGUUUGAAAGUUAAA